Messenger RNA from Staurois parvus, 1230 nucleotides. Lineage: Eukaryota; Metazoa; Chordata; Amphibia; Anura; Ranidae. The record is from the annotation of a GenBank genome assembly.
AUGGUGGCUCCAUUCUUGGGAGCUUGCACAAACCUAGAGAGAGAACUCCAGAAUGGUCACAUUUUCCUGGCAGAUUAUGAAGCUCUCCAGGGUGUUCCUGCUAAUACCAUCAAUGGAAAACAACAAUACAUAGCAGCUCCAAUGUGUCUACUGUGGAAGAAUCCUCAGGAUAAGCUUGUCCCAAUUGCCAUCCAGUUAUCUCAGACCCCUGGAAAAAAUGUUCCCAUCUUUUUGCCCAGCGACUCGGAAUAUGACUGGUUAUUGGCCAAGAUCUGGGUGCGUAGUGCUGAUUUCCAGGUACAUGAAGCUGACGCUCACCUUCUCCGCACCCAUCUCUUAGCUGAGGUCUUCUCAAUUGCAACUACGAGGCAACUUCCAAUGGGGCACCCAGUGUAUAAGCUUAUAAUUCCACACCUUCGCUACACACUGGAAAUAAAUACCUUUGCAAGAACGAAACUCCUCGGACCAGGAGGCUUCUUUGAUCAAGCCUCUGUGACUGGGAAUGGAGGAGUCCCUGUAAUUCUGAAGAAAGCAAUGGCUGAGGUGACCUAUAGCAGCCUUUGUCUCCCUGAUGAUAUAAAUGGCAGAGCAAUGGAGCACGUUCCAAAUUACCUGUACAGGGAUGAUGGCAUGAAGAUCUGGGAAGCUGUGGAAAGCUUUGUGUCCAACAUCAUUAAUUACUAUUAUACAAGUGAUGUGAUGGUCAAGGAAGACCCUGAACUUCAGGCCUGGGUAGCUGAGAUCUUCAUGGAAGGAUUCCUGAAUAAUAAGUCUUCAGAAGUCCCAUCUUUCUUGGCAACCAAAGAUUCUGUUAUCAAAUACCUGACAAUGGUGAUCUUCAGAUGUUCUGCUCAGCAUGCAGCUGUCAAUACUGCUCAGUUUGACUUCUAUUCCUGGAUGCCUAAUGGCCCCACCACCAUGAAAAGCCCCCCACCCAGCACCAAAGGUGUCACUACAAUGGAGACUAUUUUGGAGGCAUUGCCGGAUGUAAGCAGUACAACCGGUGGCAUAAAUUCUGUGUGGGUUCUCAGCAAUGAGCCCAUGGAUAAGAGGCGUCUAGGAUAUUACCCUGAUGAACGUUUUACAGAGAAGACCCCACAAGAGUUCAUUAAGAAGUUCCAGUAUCAACUGUCUGAGAUCUCCAAAUGCAUCCAGGAGAGAAACAAGACUAUGCAUCUUCCCUAUAUCUAUCUGGAUCCAAGUGAGAUAGAAAACAGUGUCUCCAUUUAA